CAUUUUGUGCUGCUUUAGUCUUGACUUUCUUGUGUUUGGUUAUACAAUAGAAGCGAUUGUUUUAAGAUUUGAGGUUUCUGGUAUAUGAAAAUGAGCGGCAAGGAACCAGUCAAGCUAGACGAUGAGCAAAUCACCGAACUACGAGAAAUCUUUCGAUCUUUCGAUCGAAACAACGAUGGCAGCCUAACGCAGCUGGAACUCUGUUCGCUUUUGCGGUCCUUAGGCCUAAAACCCAGCUCCGACCAAGUCGAAGCCUUAAUACAAAAGGCCGACACCAACAACAACGGGUUGGUUGAGUUCUCGGAGUUUGUAUCUCUGGUGGCGCCGGAGCUGAUGUCGGAGAAGUCGCCCUACAGUGAGCAGCAGCUGAGGCAGUUGUUCAAGAUGUUCGAUAGGGAUGGGAACGGAUAUAUCAGUGCUGCCGAGUUGGCGCAUUCGAUGGCGAAGCUUGGGCACGCGCUGACGGCAGAGGAGUUGACGGGGAUGAUCAAGGAGGCGGAUACCGAUAGAGACGGGAUGAUUAGUUUUGAGGAGUUCUCACAGGCCGUCUCUAACGCUGCGUUUGAUAAUUCAUGGGGUUGAUUGAAUUUUAAGCCGUAAAGGACUAGUUUGCUAUGUUGGAC
This is a messenger RNA of Hibiscus syriacus, 623 nucleotides long. Its product is annotated as probable calcium-binding protein CML18. Gene Ontology annotation, molecular function: enzyme regulator activity; calcium ion binding. The transcript has a single exon. Bases 85 to 582 code for a protein of 165 amino acids. The record is from RefSeq and is a predicted model, not a curated record. Lineage: Eukaryota; Viridiplantae; Streptophyta; Magnoliopsida; Malvales; Malvaceae.